Messenger RNA from Arachis ipaensis, 948 nucleotides. The record is from RefSeq and is a predicted model, not a curated record. NCBI's taxonomy places the organism in Eukaryota, Viridiplantae, Streptophyta, Magnoliopsida, Fabales, Fabaceae.
AUGAACCAGAACAGGUUCAAUAACAAACCAUUCGAAUCAUCUCAGCAGAUGAUGGAGACACUCAAGCAGAGCCUCUCUAACUUAGCUGCUAUAGUCUCUAAUCUCUCCAAGACCACACAUAGUUUCACGGCUGAAACUAGAUCUUCUAUUCGAAACUUGGAGAUACAGGAUGGUCAGCUGAGCAAGAGGAUCUCAGAGAUCCCUUCAAACACUCUUCCGAGUAACACAGAGGUGAAUCCAAAGGAAGAGUGCAAGGCUCUCAUGGUAGAGGUUGUGACCGAACCUAAAGAGGAGCCUGCUAUAGAGGAGCUCAAGGAAAUCAGAGCUCAUGAAGAGACUGAAACAAUCACCUUGCACGCUCCUUUGCUGAGAGAAGAACCUGAAGAAUACUCUUCUUCAGAAGAUGAUGAAGAGUCUAAGGAAGAGCAAAAUACUCGAUACCUAGCAAUCCUCAGGAAGCUGAAAGCCAACUCCUCUCAUAUAGAGGCGUUAGAAGAGGAAGAUGAACUGGUGAUCCUGGGCAAGGAGUGCAGUGCCUUGGUUCAGAAGAAGCUCCCUCAGAAGCUACUGGAUCCCGGAAGCUUCUUGAUUCCCUGUACUAUAGGGACCAUCACCUUUGAGAAGGUGCUAUGUGACCUUGGCUCAGGCAUCAAUCUGAUGCCUCUGUCUGUAAUGAAGAGGUUAGGAAUUCUAGAGGUGCAAUGUGCCACAAUCUCAUUGGUGAUGGCAGACAAGACCCUAAAUAGGGCAUAUGGUAUGGUGGAGGAUGUCCUAGUAAAGGUUGAGGACCUUUACAUCCCUGUAGACUUUGUAAUUCUAGACACUGGGGAGGACAGAAAUGAAUCCAUCAUCCUUGGAAGGCCUUUCCUAGCCACUACUGAUGUGGAAAGACGAGAGCUAGUCUUGAGACUACAUGAGGAUUGUAUCUUAUUCAAGAUACCCAACUGA